Molecule: messenger RNA, 5243 nt
Organism: Brassica napus (rape)
Lineage: Eukaryota; Viridiplantae; Streptophyta; Magnoliopsida; Brassicales; Brassicaceae
Product: UDP-D-xylose:L-fucose alpha-1,3-D-xylosyltransferase MGP4-like
Exons: 6
Coding region: 4035-5072 (345 amino acids)
Cellular component (GO): Golgi apparatus
Molecular function (GO): glycosyltransferase activity
Source: RefSeq, a predicted model, not a curated record
CAUCUAUUUGCAACUAUCUCUUACUUUCUGUAAUUAACUGCAUUGCAAUUAUUAUUGUCUAGCUUAAUCUAAAAUUGAUAGUCUAUUUUGUAAAAUAUAGAGUUUUUUUUAUUCGAUCCUUAAGUGUUACAUCACACUCUGAAAUUUCAUAGUAGCUCAAAGGUAAAUUUGAGCAUAUGAGAAAGCUUCCAAUAUCGAUGGCUCAAGGAAGUUCUGGAUGAUAGAUAGCACUAUGAGGACUAAAAAUAUACAUCACUAGGACUAAAAAUAACAUUGCAUUUCAUAUCAGAUGUUGGAUUUUUCCAAACUGCAAGUUAGAUUUAAAGGUAGACAAAUAAAAGACUUUAGAUUCUUUGUCAAACAACCUAAGAUUCCUACACCCUGUUUGGUAUUCCAUCUCCACUUACUAUCACUACAUUCCCCAAAUUCAGUUUUACAUUUCUGAUCAGAUUCGAGUCACUAAUCAUGUGAUGAGAUGCUCUUGAAUAUACAAUCAAUGGUUUCCAGAUGUUUGAUGCAUGAAAUGAGUAACCAAAUACUUUACCAGAAUUCUACUUAAUGAGUUUGAUAAGUGCAUCAAGGUAUGACUUCCUCACCAUCUCAUAUUGAUUAGUUACCAAGGAACCAUGAGUUUUUACCAAGGCCUCCCACAUUGAAUUGUGUCGAAGGACCAGCCUACCCGGAUAUUUCAUCAGAGAGUGAUCAUACACCCACAUCUUCCUAUCUUCCUGCUUGCUCGUUCCUUUGUUGGCAGUCACAAGCUCUCCCUUUCCACCAAAGAGUUCAGGUCAUUCCAGGUAAGGCUAAGAAAAAGCAGGAGAACAAAGACAUUGUUUUGUUCUCGCCUCUCAUUAAGUAUAUCCAUAUAAACAUAGCUUGGCCUCAACAUCUCAAACUCAGCCCAUAGGGGCCAUAGGGCUCUGAACUUUCCAAAAUAUUGGGUAAACACCAUGUUCUGUUGGCUCAGAUUGUUGAUAGCUUUCUUCACUUCAAAGACUUGGAUCAGGUUUUAGAGAUGUUCCCAUACACCUACUGAAGAAACUCUCAAAUAUCCUUUGCGGUUUCACAAUAGGAAUAAGCCUCAAAUGUUUCAAAAGAGUUUUGAAUGAUUAACAUAACAUUUUGGUCCUCUUGGAACCACUUGUUUUUAUCCAUUUGGACAAUUUCCUUGUCGUCUUUGCUGAACCGUCUCCUUUGGAACUUAAUUCUUUGUGACAAGACUUCAUAACCCACGGCUGCAACGCUAUCUACGUCAUUUUAGAUCAUAGAAAAGAAUUUACCCCUUAAGGAUCAAUGGAACAACCACUACUCUUGAGUUUUCAGUGGUAAGAUUUGAGAAGAAGAGAAGAAACAUAUUUAAUUCAGAAGAAAUAAAGAGAACAUGAGCUUAUCACUUUGAUACCGUGUAAGAAUAUGAAAUUUAUAAUGAUGAGAAUGAUAAAGAACAAUAAAAAGAUUAAGAAAAUAGAAAGAAGAAAAGUAGAAAAAGAAACUUAAUUCUCUUAACAUAUACUUGUGAUUACAGUGGUUUAUAUAAAGAGAUUUGACAUACUAAAAAAAACUAAGCAUUCUUAACUUACUAAAGAAACUAAUAUAUAUAUAUAUUAAAAGAUACAUAAAAUAUUCUUAAUAUUUCAGUGCUUUUAGUUUCUUAAAUCCAUCCCUAGAUAUGGAUUCGUUACACGGCCUGCAAUCCGCCAUAAGUUAGCAACGGGUGAUAGAACAUGUCUCAGGGGUAUAUUGACAACAAUUUUAUAAUUUUUAUCAUGUAGAGAAUAAAAUGAGACAAGAGAGUAUUUUUAUGUCUGUCCUUCCCCUUAUAUGUUAUGUACAAUUAUUUGUAAUUAGUUACUUGGUAACAUGAUCACCCGGACUAAAAUAGAACACUUCAAUCAUGUUGGGAUUUUUUAAUCCAUGUCCAACUCUAUUGUCUGAUUAGUACAAUAUUGUCAAUUUUAGAUCUAAGAGACUUUUGGGCUCUUUCCCAAAAAACCUCGUAUAUUAGAUAUUAUUUCUCUAAACUUUCAAUGUGGGACUUUAAUUGACAUCUCUCAUUCUCCCCCUCAAGCCAAAGACCACACGCCUUGUGUUCUUUCCUCUAGUGAAUUAUCUUCCUGCCAUAUACCUCCCAUUUCUACUCUAUGGAUAUUUUGGUCUUCUUGCAGGUUUUCAUCAUCUUGCUCUGAUACCAAUUGUUGAAAUUUAUUUAGCCGAUGCCCAAUUCUUUAUUGUCUGAUUAGUACGAUAUUGUUUAAUUUGGGCUUGAGAAAUACGUCCGCAUAGAUUUACUUAUAAGGUUUUUUUCCUAAAGAUUUUAUACUAAUCAGAGUUGGAUUUCUUGUUAUAUAUCAUAUAUUAUUUGUCUAAACUUCUACUGUGGAACUUUGAUUUACAUCUCAAAUAUCAGUCAUGUGAAACCGAGCCAAAAGUCGGAGGGUACUCUCGUAGAAAUUGCAUUCCAAGUUGUUAUCUAUAGCAUUUCGAAAGAAAGAAACAAAAGGCGAUAUCAACAACAAAGCACCACCCCUCUUCGACUGGUCAAUGUUGUUGAUGAGAAUUUGGAGUCAAAUCACAUCUGUUACCACAGAUCAAGAUGAAUGUAAGUGUAGAUUUUGAAUGAGUUUUAGAAGUUAACAUGAGAUGAUAAAGUUGCAGACCCAAAGUGUUGAGAAGUUCAAGAACAUCCUGGCGUACGAUAUAUACUAGGUGAAAGUACCAGAUGGAGUCACCAGAAGUGAAUGUUGGUUGGAUGAUGUGAGUGAAGAUGCAUAGUUCACGUGAGUGGAGAUGCAAAGUUCUGACAUACAUCUUGUAUCAGUUGGAAGUGCAGCAUGAUCUACAUCAAAAUUGAAGAAUGACAAAAUCAAUCUGGAGCUAAAUUGUUGGUUUGGAGAUUGGAUCUGGAGCAGAGCUGGAGCUAAACUAAAGGUUACUUGAAGGCUAAGCAACCGGAGAUUUAACUUGAAGAAGGGAGAUUUAUUGAGAGAAUAUUUCGAAAAAACUUUGUACAAGAUUUGGAAAUAUUCCAUAAAGGAAGAUUGAGAAUAUAUCUUCCUUGUAGAGUUGACUAGUAUCAUCCACGAAACUACUAAGUAUAAGUAGGUUGUGUUGAGCUUUGUAUGAGCUUAUCACAGAGAAAGUAUUUUAGUUAAAAAGGGUUCAGAACUUGAUAGGUGAGUGAAACACAAAGGGCUAAAUGAGAGAAGUUCUAAGGUUUUGUUUUUCUGUUUAAUCUUGUAAGUUCACUUUGAAAAAAAUCUAGUGAUCCAUAACAAUGUUAAGCCGGUCCUGUCUGCGUGAGAUCUAUCUUGCACUCACAAUGAAGUCCCCUGCAUGCUGCAUAAGUGGACAGCGGCUGACAACUAUCCUGAGCAGAAGAUCUCUUUUGCUCUAUUGUUUUGAUAUUCUGUUUUUCAUAUCGUUUUUAGAUGCUAUGUUUUUUUUACUAGUUUUGUCCUGCUAGUGGUUUCAGUGCCUUGCUCAGACCUGUAGGAUCCUAAGUCAAUUUAAAAAAAAAGAAUUGUAUAUGUAUAAUUUCUUAAAAAUAUAUAUAUAUACAAGCAAACACUACAUAAAACUUGAAUAUCCACUAAGCACUGCCUGAUUGGUUUGAUCAAAGCCGUAACUGAAAUUGACUGGUUUCUGUAGAAAAAAGUGUCAUCCAUUGUUAAAUAAAAGUGAAGUAGAGACCGUUGGAUUAGUUUUAUCCAUUCAUAUAAGGUAAAGACAGCAAACAAAAGGAAAUUAUCCAUUGAAAUUGUUUAAAAUAAAACACAGAUUACACUUAUUGCUUCCACUUUCCAUUAUCUAAAAUAUUCCAAAUAUUUAUCAUAGAAUAGUCCUCUAGUGACGAACAUUAAUUAUAACAUAAUCCAUGUUGGUGGAAAAAGAAUAAAAAAGCAAAACUAUAACUGUAACAAACAAAUAAAUAAACUAUAACUGAAACAGAUAUCUAUGUUUUGACUUUCUUUUUUCUGGUUCCUAGACGUUCUGAUAUUUUCUCUUCCUGUCUCCUGAUACAAAUCCGUAUAACAAUGGCGCAACAUAUCCUGAAUCAGCGUCCAAUCUCAAGACGUCCUAUCUCUCGCCUUUGUCGCCAUGGUUUCUUUCUCCUCCCUCUCGCUCUACUUGUUCUCCUCGGUGUAGUCUUACCUUGGUUAGGAUCUCCCUUAUCAUACAAUACCUCCUCUUCUCCUUCUUUUCCUCCCUCACUCUCCUAUUGGCGCGAAUAUUCCUUGACUCAAGCCACCAAAUUUGUCGCUAAGAAUGAGUCGACGGUGAUCGUCUGCACUGUAAGCUAUCCUUUCUUGCCUUUUCUCAACAACUGGUUGAUUAGUGUUUCUAGACAGAAUCAUCAAGAAAAUGUUCUUGUGAUCGCUGAAGAUUACGCUACUUUGUACAAAGUCAACGAGAAAUGGCCUGGUCAUGCCGUUCUUAUCCCUCCAGCGUUGGGUUCUCAAACCGCACAACAUUUCGGUUCCAAGGGUUUCUUCAAGUUUACAUCUCGGAGGCCACAACAUCUCUUGGACAUUUUGGAGCUAGGUUACAAUGUAAUGUACAACGAUGUUGAUAUGGUUUGGCUGCAAGAUCCAUUUCAGUAUUUAGAUGGAAGCCACGACGCAUACUUCAUGGAUGAUUUGACUGAAAUUAAGCCUUUGAAUCACUCCCACGAUUUACCACCUCCAAAUCGAAAAGGAGCCACUUAUAUAUGUAGCUGCAUGAUUUUCUUGCGUCCCACCAAUGGUGCAAAGCUUCUAAUGAAUAAAUGGAUCGAGGAACUUGGUUCCCUAUUUUGGGCUAAACCUAAAGAAGGAAAUGAUCAACCUGCUUUUAACUGGGCACUUAACAAAACAGCUCAUGAGGUAGAUAUUUACUUACUUCCGCAAACAGCUUUUCCAUCAGGGGGAUUGUUCUUCACGAACGAGACAUGGGUUAAAGAGACAAAAGGGAAACAUGCCAUAGUCCACAAUAACUACAUUAUCGGUUACGACGAAAAGUUGAAACGUUUCCGCGAUUUUGGUCUAUGGCUAGUCGAUGAUCAUGCUCUUGAGUCGCCAUUAGGAAAAUUAUAAUGAAUUGGAAAACGCAAAAAUAUUUAUUUGUUUUCUCUCUAUUUUCUUCUUGUUAUCUUGAGAUUAAAACUAAUUUCAAUUUUUUGCAUCAAAGUAAAAGUAAUUUAUGUACUGAUUCUUUUGUGUAUAAUAACUGUCUAAUGAUUCUUUAACAUAAGAGAAAACAAAUUG